Messenger RNA from Folsomia candida, 2824 nucleotides. RefSeq names its product DNA mismatch repair protein Mlh3-like. Gene Ontology annotation, molecular function: ATP hydrolysis activity; ATP-dependent DNA damage sensor activity. Gene Ontology annotation, biological process: mismatch repair. Bases 236 to 2539 code for a protein of 767 amino acids. Lineage: Eukaryota; Metazoa; Arthropoda; Collembola; Entomobryomorpha; Isotomidae. The transcript is spliced from 4 exons. The record is from RefSeq and is a predicted model, not a curated record. Gene Ontology annotation, cellular component: mismatch repair complex.
UUCCGGCUUUGCCUGCUGAGCUAAAGAAAUGUAAACAAAUAGACACAAAGAAGAAAAAAAGCUUAUAAACAAAACUUAAAAGCUAGUAUAAUUUAUUAAAUUUAUUAUUCCCUUGUCUAUUCAAAUCGGAAUGGUGUAGACGAAGAAAAAAGUUGAAUUGAAGACGUCAACUGUCAAGUGUUUUUUGUGUCAACAAUCGAAAGAAGACGAAGAACAAAGCAAAUUGCUUUAAGCAAUGCUGAAACUGCUAUCCAAAGAGUUGAGGGAUAAAGUGCGGUCAGGAUGCACAAUUGUCACCGUGGCACAAUGUGUAGAGGAAUUGGUAUUCAACUCUAUUGACGCAGAAGCUACAAAAAUUUAUGUAGAAAUAAAUUUGAAAACUUUUAAAGUUGAGGUAAAGGAUGAUGGUUGCGGCUUAUCUAAAACAGAUUUAGAGUUGAUUGGCAAACGGUAUGUGACCAGCAAAUUGGCAACGAAAGAAGACUUGCAACGCGUCAAAAACUAUGGAUAUCGAGGAGAAGCCUUAGCCAGUAUAAUAUCAGUAUCAAAAUCUGUAAGAAUUGUCACCCGACCUCGCCGCGGUGAUGUUGAAUACAUACGCUGGUUUCGACAUGAUCAAUCUCCCGACACUGGGAUUGAAGAGGUCAAAAAUUCACCGAAACGACCACCGGGAUUUACAAUCACUGUAGAAGGUCUUUUGGAAACUCAACCCGUUCGACAAAAACGACUUGAUGGGUCCUUCCAGCUGCAAGAUGUGCAAACUACGUUGCAACACAUUGCUUUAAUCAAUCCCACUAUCAAUAUUGAACUAAGAAAUGAGUCCAGUAUAUCACCACUUCUGACCUACAGUCCAUGUUUUUCGCAUGGGGAUGCGUUUGACAAGCUGUACUCCACGAAGAAGAUAGAAAGCUUCAGAUUCGUCACUGAGAACCAUCUACAAGAUGGAUUAUUGUUUACAGCUACUAUUGGACGGGAAAUAUAUAGGCAAAAGUGCUACCAAUUUGUCUUUGUUAAUCGAAAAUAUGUCGAAAAACGUAUGAAAAUUCAUAAAACAAUGAACGACUUGUUAGCGCAAGUGUUGACCAGCAGUGACUCUCAGAAGGAUAAGUCGUCGGAUAAAUCUUCAUCAUUUCCAGUAUUUAUUCUAAAUAUUUCGUGCUGCUUUGAUAAAUAUUAUCCACAAAGGGAUUCAAAAUUUGGGGUAGCGUUUUGGGAUUGGGAAUCAUGUCUGAAAGGAGUUGGAGGACUAGUUCUCAAGUUUCAAAGUAGGGAAUUUCCAUUAUCCAAACCUGUCGAUGUAGGCCUUCCUCUAUCAUUAAGGAAGGAUAUUCAAGCUAGUCAACGGAAAAGUGACACAAACAAUAAGCAAGCUGUGAUAACAAAAAAUACAACGUCUUGUGAGAAAUCUUUUGGACACCACGACAUUACUACUCACGACGUAAAAAAUGCUGUUCAUUCCAAACGUGUGUUUCGUGAAGAGUCACAAGAAACUUGUUCUCAGGAGGAUUCCAUAAAUUUGAAUGAUGAUGAUGACAGUCAACCCCGUAAAUUGAAAUUAGGAUCAAAUAAAGACCUGGUGAACAGCGAUGAAAUUAUGAGUACGACCUAUUCUGACUUGGUUGAUUCCCCAAGUAAGUUUGAUGAUCAGAAAGUGCUGCCUCCACGCAAGAAAUCCACCGCAAAACACGUUACCGUUCGCCGAUCACCACGGACAGGUCGAGAAAAACAACUUUCCACCAAUGGAGCCCCAAGAAAAGAUAUUGUUGUUCGGAAAAUACCACUGCCACCAAUUAAAUCAAUUCUUAAUAAAGAUGUGUUUAGCAAGUUUCCUCAAUGGGAAAACAAAAUCGAAUCACAAAAUAAUGCUAUCAAAAGAAAAAUUGGUGUGAAUCGAACAGGUGCCACUAGUCACCUUCCUGAAAAAAGAGUAAAGUAUUCCAGCCUAAAAUACGAACCCCGUGGGGCGGCCAAUAAAGUCCUAAACCUGGUAUCAGCUCAAGCUCCCGAUAUUCCAAGUAUUGAACCAAUAUUACCAGGAGAUGAUUACCAAUUUGAUGACAACGAGAAAAACGGCAAAGACUGGACACUUAAGAGAUUUAUAUCCGAUUCUCAGAAUUUUAACCAAAGUCAUGAGCACGCCAGUUUGAAAUCUCAAAGCUUUACUGAGCACCUCAGUAAAGGAGAUGAGGACGAAGAACCGUAUUCGAAUAACUCAAGUUGUCCUCCACAAUCGAAGCCCAGAGUUGAAGUAACUGAAGCGUCAUUGACAUCGCUUUCUCUCGUACCUGACAAAUCUACCCCAUGCAACAUUGACGUUGUUGAAGAAGAAGAUAUUAACAUUGAUAACAUGUUUGCUAUACUAAUUAUCCAAUCUGCUCGAGAAUCCUCCUUUGGACUUGACACUGUAGCAGAUAUCGAAAGGGGGCUUCAGAGUGAUUAUUUCAACCAGGAGGAAACAUCCAUUAAUGACCAGGACAACUCCAACAACUUUUCUACUCCAUUACCGAAAUUAGUUUAUGCCCAGACUGACAAUCUUUGAUCUUUGGUGAAAAUCGGUGCUCAGUUUGCCUCUCAACUCGCGGCAAUCACCGUCAAACGAUUCCAGACACAUUUUAUUUCCAAAAUAUUUUAUCAGUAUAAACUUUCUCCAAUUUUAAUUUAACAGUCACUGGAUAACAUUUUAAUUACAGAGUAAUAUUACAAAUUGUAAUUUAUAAUUACAGAGUGUGACCAUUUUAAACUUGUCAAUUUGUCGUGCUGUAUUAUUACAUAUUAUACAAUACAAUUAAACAAAUAAACUUUGACAUCAUUUCAUAAAUUUAAA